AUGUCCAACGAUACCUACAAUCUCGUCCAGUCCCGCUAUGGUGACAUCGCUAAGCAGACUUACACCACUCAGCAGCACGAGAAAGAAGAGCAGAUCGCCAGAGCCUUUGGCUAUAGUGCGGAAGAUCUCAGUUCGCUUCCAGAGAAGACGAAUCUCGGGUUAAGUUGCGGAAACCCAGUAGGGUUUGCCAAUGUGAAAAAAGGUGAGACGAUUCUGGACCUUGGCAGCGGCAGCGGCAUUGACGUCCUCCUGGCGGCCCGUAAAGUCGGGGUAAAUGGACAGGCAAUCGGCGUUGACAUGACAAAGAAGGCGGGAGUCUCCAAUGCCAAGUUCUUUGAAGCAACUAUCAAUUCCGUGCCACUACCAGACUCCAGCAUCGACUGCAUUAUUAGUAACUGUGUUAUCAACCUCGUCCCAGAAAUCGACAAACAGGCCGUCUUCAAGGAGAUUGCUCGCCUACUGAAGCCGGGCGGAAGGAUUGCCAUCAGUGAUAUUCUGGCUCGAAAGCCACUCCCGGAUCAAAUUACCAAAAACAUGGCGCUAUACACCACCAUGGCGCAUCCCGCGGUUGCCCAGCCGGGGCCAACUGUUCCCGACUUCGUCAACGGGCAUGAGAGCAUACAAUGCCCAUACCCGUCUCUGGCUAUACCGCAGAGCGAGGAUGAUGCCGAUAUUCGUCAGCAAUACCGACCCUUCAUUCUCGACGACGCGGCCGAGGACUGGGUCAAUGCCUUGGAGCUGACAACCGCCAUGAACUUGGCAAUGCAGGAACUGCAAAAAUCAAACAACCGACUGAAGGUGCUGGUGUUAUACGGCAGCCUGCGUCGGAGAUCCUACUCUCGCCUGGUGGCGCUGGAAGCCAGCAGGAUUCUCUUGCGUCUGGGGUGUGACGUGCGUGUGUUUAAUCCCGAGGGGUUACCGGUGAAGAAUGAUACCGAGCACGGCCAUUCCAAGGUACAAGAACUCCGAGAGCUCAGUAAGUGGAGCGAUGGGCAUGUUUGGGUAUCUCCCGAACAACAUGGGAAUCUUACCGCGGUCUUCAAGAAUCAGAUCGACUGGAUCCCGUUAAGUACCGGUAGUGUGCGUCCAACGCAGGGCCGGACCCUCGCUAUUGCGCAGGUGUGCGGUGGCUCGCAAUCGUUCAAUGCUGUUAACUCUCUGCGUCUUCUCGGCCGGUGGAUGCGUAUGUUCACCAUCCCUAAUCAAUCUUCAAUCCCGAAGGCGUAUACACAUUUCCCUGAUGAAGGUCAACCGGGAGAUCAGAGACUUAUGCCAAGUGGUAACCGGGACCGACUGGUGGAUUGCAUGGAGGAGUUUGUAAAGUAUACCUUCCUCAUACGGCCCCACUUGGAACUUUUUGGUGAUCGGUUCAGUGAGCGGGAAGAGAAAAGGGCCAAGGAGGAGAAGCUGCGGCUGGCACGAGUGAUACAACCCUAGCUUGAUAAUGGGAUGGGUCCGUGUAUAUACCUGUGGCAUUGGAGAGGUCAGGCUCUAGGCUGUAUACUUUAGUUACUGCAUGUGAAUAAUCAG
Aspergillus saccharolyticus JOP 1030-1 is the source of this 1530-nucleotide messenger RNA. RefSeq names its product arsenic resistance protein ArsH. The transcript is spliced from 5 exons. The record is from RefSeq and is a predicted model, not a curated record. NCBI's taxonomy places the organism in Eukaryota, Fungi, Ascomycota, Eurotiomycetes, Eurotiales, Aspergillaceae. Bases 1 to 1437 code for a protein of 478 amino acids. Gene Ontology annotation, molecular function: oxidoreductase activity.